Molecule: messenger RNA, 3980 nt
Organism: Brassica napus (rape)
Lineage: Eukaryota; Viridiplantae; Streptophyta; Magnoliopsida; Brassicales; Brassicaceae
Exons: 1
Coding region: 69-476 (135 amino acids)
Source: RefSeq, a predicted model, not a curated record
UUUCAUCUUCCACAUCUCUCUUUCUCUCAUUUUGGUCUCCAUUGACGUAAGGAGAUCAAGAAAAAGCUAUGAGUCUAAAUUGCCUAUCAUGUCAAGCUCUUUCACGAACCGAUUCAAACAAAGAAUUUGAUCUCUCUGGUCGCGGACCAUCAACGGUCGAAAGUAACCCUGUCUUAGGUAAAAGUAAAACUUAUUGUGCUGAUCAGGUUGGUGGGAGAAAUUGGUCAGGUAAUUUGAAUGCUAGGAUCUCUGAGAAAAUUGGAAGAUCAGGAUCGUCUUUAGCGCAGAGAAUGAAGAAGGUGAAAAAGACUCCUCAUAUUAGGCUAAGUGGUCCGGUUGGUUCUAACUCUGGCAAUGGACUGCUUAGAACCGAACAGCCAACGCUUGUGAGAAGUAGUGGAAUGAGAAGGAAUUGGAGUUUUGAGAAUCUGAGAGAUCAAGGGUUGAUAGAAGAGAAGAGCAAGGCUAACAUAUGAUCAUCAAUGAUUUAUUAUGAUUCUGAGAUUUUAUGGAAGAUAAAAACUGGUUAUAUGUAGUUUUGAAUCCAGAUUCAUGGUUAUAUAAAUCAUGAUAGAAUAUGUGAGAUAUAAAAUAGUAUUAUUUUGAUGAAAAUCAUGUGUUUGUUUGUUAUUUAUGUUCUCUUUCAAUAUUAUAUUAUUUUGUUGUAAUAUAUUUUUGAAUAAAAAAUCGUUUUCCAUUUUACUGCGUGUGUGUGUAUGUUUAAUCUAUUACGUAUGAUCACGAUGUGUAUGUAUGUUACUGAUUGUGUUAGAUACUAGUAUGUCACAGUCCAGAUAUAAAUCUGCAUGUUCCACAUUAUUGACAAAAAAUAUACUUGAUAAUUGACAUAUAUGAACAAACAUAAAAAUCUUUGUCGUUACGAAACAAUCUAUAAAUCUCUAUUUGCCUUACGUAUAACGUUUAUUACAAAUAAUUCAUGUGUGCUAUUAAUGUUGUAUUUUUAGAUAAUAAUAAAUUUUAUCGUCAAAUAGCAAUAAUAAUAAAUUUACAAAUUAUUAACUGAUUGUAUAAUAACUUCAUAAUAAUUGUGACAAUUUUAUUUUGAAUAUUCCCUACCAUGUUUACAAUCCCUACUCACUACAAAAAAAUUGUUGUUUAGCAUCAUUUAUUUUGUAUUUUUGCAUUAGUUAUAAAUGAUGUAAAAUAAUUUUGCAUCAUUUAUAUAAAUGACUCUGAAAGUGGUGAUGCAAAUAAUUCACAUCGUUUUGUUAAUAAUUGAUGUAAAAAUGCUAAAUAUUUACAUCAACUAUUAUAAAUGAUGUAAAAUAUAUAUCAAUUACAAUAACUGAUAUUAAUAUUUAUAUCAUUUAUUAAAAUGAUGUUAAUAUUAGCAUCAAUCAAUUAAUUGAUUUUAAUAAUUAAUUAUAUCACUUUUGGUAAUUGAAUAACUAAAUUUUUAUCAUGUUGAUUUUUUAAUUUUAUUAAUACAAAAUUAAUAUUAAAUUGAUAGCAGUAAAUAAAUAAAUUAAAUACUUUUAUUAAUUGUUAAUGAUUUCUUAUUGUUCUUUUCAUUGAUGUUACAAUUAAAAAUAAGAAAAUUACAAAAACAAGAAAACAAAAGAACACAAUUAAAAAAACAGAUAAACAUAGUUCGCCGUAAGAGUUCUUCGAUCAAGCUUCUUCUUCUUCCAAUUCUCUGUAUCUUUUGCUGUUGGUUGUAGGGUUUUAAGCUAAUAGUUUCUUCUACAAAUAAAACCAUAAUCAUCAUCACUCAUAUAAGAAAAUACCGAUUCAUAGACAAAAACAAUAUAAAGAAAAGUUUGCAUCAGAUUGUCACUAUUGACUAACCUUAACCAAUGGUUCCUGAGGUAAACAAUAAUAGACUUCACGAAGGUUCCAAGAAUAUUAUUUCAGAUCUGCAGAUUCAACCUCUCUUAAACUGUGUUAAAGAAUUGUGUGUGGAAGAAAAGACUUUGCAAAAAAGAUGUAAAGGAUCGUUGCUUUUAUUCAGUUGAUUUCUUAUUAGAAGGAAACGUGAACUAGUGGUGAGAUAAAAUAGGAGAUAUUGCUAUAUUUUUGGUAACAAACAUAUAGAUUUUUAAUGGUUUACAAUUUUCUUUACAAAACAAUUUAACGCAGUACAUAUAUAAGAUUAACUAUUAACAUUUAUUAAUUAGGUCGAAAAUUUAAAAUAUUAGUUGUAAAAAAAUAGAAUAAUUUCUUUCUUUUAAUUAAAUAUGUAUUCUAGUGAGUAUAAAAAUGUUUUUUUUUAAUAUAGAUUUUCAGAUUCUUUAUUUAGUUAAUAUAUAUGUUAUAUUUUUAAUAUUAAAAAUAUCAAUUAAUGUAGCUUACUUAUUAAAUCAAUUCGAAAUAGUUUAUCAAAGCAUAAAAAAUCGUUUAUAAGCAGAAAUGAUCUACGUACAUAUUAGUAACUAAUGAAAAUUAUGUUAGUAUCAUUUUUAUCAUUGAUGUCAAAUUUGCAACAUUUAUUAAAAUGAUUUUACUUUUGAAUCAUUUAAUAAGUGAUGUAAACUCAUAUUUUCUAUCAUUUUUCAAAAAGUGAUGUAAACUAAUAAAGAUUUGCAUCAAUUUCAUUCAAUCGAUGCCAAACAAGUUAAUAACCGCAUCGUUUGUAUCAUUUCCUAAUAAGUAAUUCUAAAUAGUAUCAUUUAUUUUUGUGAUUCUAUUUAAGUGAUGUAAUAUGAUCCUUUUUUUGUAGUGACUCUACAAUUAUUUGCGUUCUCUCUCUAGCUCUUGCAUCUCUCUAGUAAGUGUGUCUCCUCUGCCACCGUGCGCCUUCACUAGUGGGCAGAGCCUCUCUUCCCUUUUAUCUUUUUUUUUUCUGUUUGCUCAUUUGCUUUUCGGGUUAUUUGGACCGAUAUGUCUUAGUUCUGAAUCUUUACGGCAAAACCUCUGUUCAGAUCCGCAGGUGGUUGUUCUUGAAGUCAGUUGAGGCCUCUAGAUCUGGAAGGAGGGUGAGGUUUAUAGGCCGGGUGUUUGCAGUGGAGUCGUCGUUUAGGAGCUUGCGGACUUCAACCGGUGAUUUUUUCUUCACUCGCGUGGAUCGAUUUUGGAGGUUGAUUUUCCAGAUAUUGCAGUUUUGGGCUUCAUAGUGGAUGAAUCUGUCCUCUCCACCCUCGUCUUAUCUGGAUUCCUCCGGCGAGUAUGCGGCUUUUGAGCUCUUCUUCAUUGUCUCUUGCGGCUCCUUAACCAGUGGGAUUUCAGAUUGUCUGGAGGUUGAAACAAUAUCCUUUGGUUCUUGACGGGUGAGCGUGUCCGGAAGGCUGGUGGGGUAGUCUGGUCAACAUCUCACUCUCUCCCAGUUGGUGGGGUGUGUGGAGUGGACUAUGCGCAGCUCCAACACCAAUCCACUCGGAUCGUUUCUGAUAAGGGUUUAUCUUCUUUGCUUUUUUGAUGCUCUUUUUGAAAUCGGUGAGUAGACUUUUACAAGGUUCUGAUUUCUUGCUUGAUUCUAAGGACGUGACCAUCAAGGCUCCGAUGGACUCGUGGUUAAUCUACGGUGAAAGGUAGUAUUACGAGCUACUGUGUGUGUGGUCGUGACGGUUUUGUAAACCAUGGGCUCGGAAUCGGUUUUCAAUUGAUUUUGGCAUGUGCCUUGUAAUUUUUUUUCUCUCCCGAAUAAAUGUUUGGUUCGUUGAGGCGGGUGCUUGACCUCGGGCGUGGCUGGCUGUUCGUGUUGGUAGAUGCUAACGUCAUCUUCAGCGAGCUAUUCUUGGUCAGGCCAGAUCUUUAAGAGCAGAUCUUUAGGGAGGUCAAAAUUAUCGGGUUUUCUCUUUCGAUUUAAUUGUGGCCCUUCUUUUUAUGUUGAGCAGCUGUGUGGUUUAGUUGAGGCCUCUGUUUACCGAUUAUUAUUUGUUUUGUCCAUGCUUUGACUAGUUCGAUUACUUUAGUUUUUUUUCUCUUUUUCUUGUCGUCAUUGUAUUUCUGUCAAAAAUCUAAAAUUUGAUAAUAAUAUUUUUGCAUUUUUACCAAAAAAAAGAAUAAAAAAAUAUUCAUAA